Amoebophrya sp. A25 is the source of this 2435-nucleotide messenger RNA. The record is from the annotation of a GenBank genome assembly. NCBI's taxonomy places the organism in Eukaryota, Dinophyceae, Syndiniales, Amoebophryaceae.
GGAAUAUGAUACGAAGCUUUUUGUGCGGAUGGCACAGGUGAUGCUUCGAAAAGUUCACGUCGCAAGCAUCCCUCACCUAGUUCGUUGUUGUGCCUCCUUUAGUCGCUUGAGUUUUCGAGAUGACAGGCUUCUCUACGUAGUUGGACGACGCGUGAGGAAAUUCUUGAAAGACGACGAAACAAGUCCUAGAAAUGUCCUGGGAAAUGCUGGUAUUACAGGAAUAGGAGACGCAAACUUGUACUUGGCUGGCACAAGGAGCGAGGGUGGCACGGAACAUUAAGGCUACCCUUAUAAUCCAUCCCUACUCAGGCAUCAGUACAGGCAUCCACAGGUAUGCUGCGUAGGAGUGAUGGAUUAGCGCUCACUUUAAGAGCAAGAUGACGAAGAUGCACUCCUGUCGCCUCCACCUCGCUUUUUUGACUCACCUGCAGUAACAAUGUCGGUUUUGUCACAGCUAUUGGAGGUCUAUGCUCGCGUCAAUUACUGCGACCCACCUUUAAGGCUAGCCUCGAAAUAAAAGAUUUGUAUCAUCUCUAUGUAUGAGGAAAUCGGGUGGCCAAUCCGCCAUCGCCUCUGGUCGCCAGCCACUCCCAGCCCUUCAAAUUAACUAGUUAGUUUAAACUAGCUAGUUAAGAUAAGUUGGCUUUCUUUAGAAAUUUUUUUUUCCAGGGCAUGGAAAUUUGAGGAUGAUGAGUUUUUUUAUCUUAAUGAAUAAAAGAUUUGUAUCAUCUUCGUUGGGGUGAGUGUGGUUUGGACUCGCUAGUAUCCUGAGUCGCGACUGCUGUUGUGUUUAAAUCUUAUGCUCUGAGGAAAUCGGCAGGCCAAUCCAAAGAGAAGGACAAGCAUUCACCAUUCACCCAGGUCAAGCUGAUCAAAAAGAGACUACCGCUAACACUUCUGCUGCGUAGGGUCUUUCGCUAUUCCUACGACGAGCGACACAGGAUUUACCUAGAGAGUAGAGCCACGAUCGCACGCGUCGCGUACUACAUGCAUUGGCUUGGCGUCUGGCAUGAGCCGUUUUGCAACUACCUAAGGCACGAAUUCCUUCACUCGCCAGACUUUGAAGACGAAUGCCCCUUAGUUGCCCUAGAGUACGACACAGAAGACCCGCGAGAAGUGUGGAACCAACAGUAUCGCACUGGAGGAAGGGUGCUUCAUCGCUUGCGUCAAAGACGAGCAGAAUGGCGAGAAAAGAAACUGGUGGAACGAAGUAGAGGACUUCGCAGUAGUACGCAUCAUCAAUUGUUAGAGGGACAGGGGGAUCGAGAGUGCCAGAAUAGAGAUAUGAAUCACCCUGAUGAUCACGUAGACCAGAAUCUUCAAAACAGUGUUCUUGAAAAACUUGAUGAAGACGAUGUUAACAGCAAGAUACCUGUGUUAGCCUCCAGUCUCAAGCCACCUAGUCAGAUACGUGCAGAGAAUUUAUCGGGAUUGAUUUUGGCUCGGGCGACGACCUUAGCGUUCAGUGCGUUUGGCCAUCACGAUGUCCGGUUUUUGGACCAGUUGCUAGCUUUGUAUCAACGCUGCUUGGAGAAGAAGACGGAUAAGACUGUAGAAUUCACGCAAAAUUUCGCAUGUAAACGCUUUGUUACUGCUUUAGUGGCCUGCAGAUGGUCUGGAGCGGAUUUUGGGAAUUUUUAUGAAUGGAUGAUACAGAAUUUGUAUUUGAACUGUUUGUUUUGAUGAAGUACUAUUUGGUCCUUUAUUUCUUGCACAGUGAGCAUUCUGUCCUCAACAGGUUGGUUGACAUAACAAUGUAAGCUUCUCCUCUACUUCUCACUCCUCUCUUCAUACCACAACCCUGCAAACCUUACGCGACUUAAUGCCCGAUAUGGUUGGUCCUGCGGCAGCCUCUUUCCUCGCAGAAGUUCCAGAGCCUCGCGAGGGUGGAAAAAAGCUGUUGUCUUUUUGUCCUUACUCAAUCGUAGUACCCAGUUCGAAACAGAUGCUGUCAACGGAGCCUGAAGCAGACACGAAUGUCUCCUCCUCAGUGUUGCACGAAGAGGUGUCAGCUGCAAUAGAGAAGGUGCGUGAAGAGGAGGCAGAAACAGUAGGUAGUGUUAAGGGGGAGAAGUUGACAUCUCUAUGAGCAUUCCUAUGGUUUCUUCAAUUAGGAAGCCCAUAGAUAUGCGAGCUAGAGCGGUCAACUUUCGACCUCUAAUAGUGAGAAUAUUUUUGGGAACAACCAGGCGAAAGAUCGAAGGUUUGAGCAUUUUUGUGGACUUUACUUUGUUGAUACAUUAUUUCCUGCGCCUUCUGGACCUGUACGGUCAUUCACGGAUAGUUCGUCGUGUUUUGAGUAGCGUGCUUCAUAUCUGAAAUUCUUGAUAGAUUGAGACUCGUCGCAACCGAGCUCUUUACCAUUGACGGGUCGUAGGCUUUCGAGAGGCGGGGAAUGUUGACAUUUUUCGUUGAGGUAGACUUUUCGUUUCCGG